UACUAAUAAUAAGAGCUGGGGAAGCCUCAGCAGCGCACGGACUGACAAAGAGAGCCCCAGACGGCCUCUGCUAACUAUAAGGUGCUGCACUAGAUGAUGACAGCAGCGUUGUGAAUCUGCUUGAACUGUGUGAGUUUUGUCUGACAUUUCCUGCACAAGACACAAAUGUUUCGGGGAAUGGUCAGUGACAGAGACGCAGCACAAGACAAUCAGCGGCUGAGAGCUGCGCUGCUGCAGACGGGGAGGCGGCUACAGGUAGAAGGAGGUAGCAGCAGCUGUGCCUUACCAGCCCGUAUGAGUCUAGAAGAGUUUGCCCGCGCUGCCUAUGGGGGCAAGGUGUGUGCCAGUGACCAGGAGGGCAGCCUGCCUUCUCCUCUGUCCAGCAGAGAGGACGAGCUGGGGUCAGAUGGAGACUUUGUAGCCAACAGCCCAGCGCCUGUAUUAAGAGACUCUGAAAUGGACACUGAUAACGUCAGUCUGGAAGGAGAGGAGGAGGAAGAGGAGGCAGAAGAAGAAGUGGAAGAGAAAGUGAUAUACGAAAGAGAGGAUGAAGCAGAGGGGGGCUCAGGGUGCUUAACGCAAAGUCCAGAAGGGGUCAAAGCCAAGACAUACACCCGUCGCCCCAAGCCCCCCUAUUCCUACAUCGCACUAAUAGCUAUGGCAAUCAGAGACUCUGCCAGUGGUCGCCUGACUCUUGCAGAAAUCAAUGACUACCUGAUGAAGAAGUUCCCAUUUUUUAGAGGCAGCUACACUGGCUGGAGGAACUCGGUGAGGCACAACCUUUCUCUCAAUGACUGUUUUGUCAAAGUGCUCAGGGACCCCUCCAGACCCUGGGGGAAGGACAACUACUGGAUGCUCAACCCCAACAGCGAAUAUACCUUUGCAGAUGGGGUGUUUAGGCGUAGGAGGAAAAGAUUAAAUAGAAUCACCAAGUGCCUGAAAGAGCAAGAUCUACAUGGGCUUCAAGAACCACAGAACCACCCAUUGAUCCACUCAGCUACCCCAACUGCCACUCCAGCCUCAUCAUCUGCCAGACUGCACUUGACACCUUCAUCUCAGACUUGCUCUGCGUCAAACUCUUCAACCACCAGAAACCCAAAGGAGCCCAGCUCAGGAACCAAGUUCUCCAGCUCCUUUGCCAUAGACAGCAUCCUAAGCAGACCGUUCCAGAAGAGAGAGAAUUCAGAGGUAGAUCUCAGAUCAUCUACUGGAAGGAUCUUUUGGCCUGCAGGUGCAUUACCAUCUGCCCCUUCUUACCCCCUAAUGCCAUAUCCACCAGCCAAUGCACUGACUGCCCACAAUGCUCUCUACCCCCUUAGCUCCCUAUCUAGCAGCGCAGCCUCAUUGCACUUACAGCUGUACAGGUAUUGCAUGCCAGAGACUCUCUUAUUACUAAUGGAUUCAAAGAGGGAGGGGCAGCAGCUGUCAGCAGAUACAAGAGAGGACCAACAGCAGCCCCGUCGUGUUUUACCCCAACUUUUCUCACCCCACUGUUCUAGUAAAACUUUCUCAGAUCACCUGGGGAACCCUGAACUUGUGUGCACCAUGCGGACCCCAGGAGUUUACCAUCCCUUUCGGCCCGAGUCAUUGCUAGCAUGACAAUAAUAGGAGGGGCCUGGAAAGGUAUGUUAGUUGUAGCACACUGAUUUAAAUCUAAUUUUAUUAUCUAUUUAACUUCCACUAAGCUCAUAGCUAUGUUUUAAUGCCCCCUUUUGAAUGUGGGGGAUAAUUUGUAGCUAAUAGUUUGAUUACUGCCAGGCAACAUAACUAAAUCCACUCUAGAGUCCAUAAUAGCAAUACCCCCCCCCCCCCAUUGCAUAAUCACAAUUUAUCAUAAUUGUUUAACUCUUUAAUAUGUGCCUUGCUAAGGAAUCCUUGCUAUUAUUCAUAUUAGCAGCAUUUUCAGGUUAAUCUCAAUACAACAAAAUGUGUGAAUGUGAUUAUAACCCCCAAAUAUGUUGCUGCCCCACUGAUGAGGAAUGUAUCUUUUACCUGCACUUUCUGCUUCAAUUCCAAAAAUAUGUUCGUUAUAAAUGUAUUAUUGAAGCAAGAUGGUGAGAAACGUUGUGCCUUUAAAUCCCUUUUUAACUGUAAGGUUGUUAAUGUGGUAUAUAUUUUAAUCAGAUUACCUCGACAUCAGCCACACUAAUGGUUGUCAAUUAUUUAUUCAUUGGUCUGAUUUUUUUUUUCCAAUCAUUUUCAACCUCAUUCACUUUGUGAUUCUAAGGAUACCAAAUGUUAUGUUACUUGAAACUAACAAUCGUUUCAUGUUGCUUUGUGUGCCAGACAUGCUGUAUAUGUUUACAGGAUCCCAGAUCAUUUCUACUGUAAACUUGUGUCAUUUUGCCAAAACUGGCCAAAAACUAUUUUGUGUUUUAAAUUAUUUAAACUAUUUUUUACAGGAAAAUCUUUAAAUGACAAUUUACUAUUUGUGGUAAAAAGAGCAUAAGAAAUAUUUGUAACACAAUUUAGCUGGCAUAGAGAUGUAUUAUUAUAUUUGUAACACUGAAUUUUUUUUUUUUAUUUUUUUUUUUAAAAAGAAGCUUAAGCACUGCCAAUGUUGUGCUGGGGAUUUUUUUUUGUAUUUGUGUUUUUAAUAUGUUUGUAUUUUAUUGAAACCAUAAAGCUUAUUUUCAAAUAAAAAUAAAAAAUAAUUAAAAAAAAUAAA
Molecule: messenger RNA, 2668 nt
Organism: Bombina bombina (fire-bellied toad)
Lineage: Eukaryota; Metazoa; Chordata; Amphibia; Anura; Bombinatoridae
Gene: FOXQ1
Product: forkhead box Q1
Exons: 1
Coding region: 166-1599 (477 amino acids)
Biological process (GO): regulation of transcription by RNA polymerase II; cell differentiation; anatomical structure morphogenesis
Molecular function (GO): DNA-binding transcription factor activity, RNA polymerase II-specific; RNA polymerase II cis-regulatory region sequence-specific DNA binding
Source: RefSeq, a predicted model, not a curated record